This is a messenger RNA of Strongyloides ratti, 588 nucleotides long. RefSeq names its product Zinc finger, nanos-type domain-containing protein. The transcript has a single exon. NCBI's taxonomy places the organism in Eukaryota, Metazoa, Nematoda, Chromadorea, Rhabditida, Strongyloididae. Bases 1 to 588 code for a protein of 195 amino acids. Gene Ontology annotation, molecular function: zinc ion binding; mRNA binding. Gene Ontology annotation, biological process: negative regulation of translation; oogenesis. Gene Ontology annotation, cellular component: perinuclear region of cytoplasm. The record is from RefSeq and is a predicted model, not a curated record.
AUGUGUUUUACUAAAAGAUUGUCUAAGUUUGGGAUUGGGAUUACAGGAAAAUUAAAUCACGAUCCAGUGGCUAUCAAACAUUAUAAUGACCAUUACAGUCCAUUGGAUUGCGAAAUAUGUUUUUCAGUUGAAAUUUAUACUGAAAAAUUAGAAAUUGCAACUAGAAAAUUUAAUUCUUUUAAUAGAGAUCAACUACUAGAAUGUCCUGAAUUAAAGACACCAAAUUUAUAUGAUUUACCAUUAGAGGAACUAUUAAACAUUGCAGGGAAGAUGCCUUGGGAUCAAGACUUAAAAGUGAACCGAUUUGCUGAAUUUUUCUACCAAGAAUACCAAAAUCACAAGAAGACUAAAAUGCAGUUUUGUACAUUUUGUUACAAUAAUGCUCGUAAAGAAAUUGAGAAAACAGGAGGAAAAAUAGAUAGUUAUUCUAAUGAUUGUCCAUGGAAAGGACAUAGUGUUAAAAAUUCAAAAGGAAUAGUAACAUGUUCCUAUUUAAGAAGCCUUUCAUGUGCAAAUUGUGGAGCUACUGGAGAUAAUGCUCAUACCAAGAAACAUUGCCCUCAUCCUACCCUAGUAAUGAAAAAUUAA